Messenger RNA from Acipenser ruthenus (sterlet), 2423 nucleotides. RefSeq names its product fibroblast growth factor 23. Bases 364 to 1107 code for a protein of 247 amino acids. NCBI's taxonomy places the organism in Eukaryota, Metazoa, Chordata, Actinopteri, Acipenseriformes, Acipenseridae. The record is from RefSeq and is a predicted model, not a curated record. Gene Ontology annotation, molecular function: type 1 fibroblast growth factor receptor binding; growth factor activity. Gene Ontology annotation, cellular component: cytoplasm. The transcript is spliced from 3 exons. Gene Ontology annotation, biological process: positive regulation of protein phosphorylation; positive regulation of gene expression; fibroblast growth factor receptor signaling pathway.
CUCCACGUGAGGACACAUAGCCCAUUGGUUUUGUGUGGGAGAAAUGAUUACUCAACAAAGCGCCCCCAGAGAAAUGCGAGAGAGUGAUUGGAUCAUACGCCAUAUACCAGGUAAACAGGCACUGGUCAGAGUGGUUGCCUCCUUCCUCUCUCGCUGCCCCUAGGGGAUCUCAACAGCUGUACAAGGGGGUGCGAUUACUGCAGAGGAUGUGGACAAGGAGCCUUUAAAUAGCCGCUACCAAAACCUGAAGGCAUCAGAGCGCUCCCCCCCUGUGUAGGAUACAGCGGCAGAUACAACGUUGGGCAUUUUAUUGGGACAGACAGUUUGUGGCAUUUAAUUAGAACCUCUCCAACUUGCUUGAACAUGCACUCGAUACUCCUUAUUCUUUUCCUGGCUGUGUUGCGCGGUUUUCAGAUUGGAAGUACUUUCCCCAUCCCCUCUCCACUGCUGAAUCCCACCUGGGGGGACCCGAAGAGACUGGUGCACCUGUACACUUCUUCAGACAAGAGAAGCGUUCACUUGGCUAUCAACCCGGACGGGCAAGUGGACAGAACACCUAUCCAGACUCCCAGCAGUGCAAUGCUAUUAAAGUCAGAUGGAAUCGGUCUUGUGGCGAUCAUGGGUGUGAAGAGCGAACGCUACCUGUGUAUGGAUGCAAACGGAAAGGCUUUUAGCUCAGCUGUCUUCAACAUAGAGUACUGCUUGUUCCAGCACGAGCGCUUGGAAAACGGAUACGACGUGUAUCAUUCAUCUAAGAGCAACCUGGUGCUCAACCUUGGUGGCAGGGCUCACACCUACAUUCCUGGCGGGAACCUGCCUCCUUAUUCCCAGUUCAUAUCUCUGGUGAACACAGUCGAACUAGAACAUUUUGUGCGCAGGCGGAGCACCAGUAUCCAUGUGGACCCUUCAGACCCCUUCGGGAUGUUUACCGCCAACAGCCAACCUGCCACGGGAGAGGACUCUGUGGAAACCCAGGCCUCCAGGGAAGUCCCAGCCCUGUCCAGAGAGCGCACAAGAUCAACGUACCACGAUGAGGUGGACCCCGAUGAUCCUUGGAGACUGCUAGAUCAUAAAACCAAUAGCAGCCCCCGCUACUCAGUGAGAUAAUAGACCAGAGGGGCUAGCCUUUUACAAAAUUAGAUAUAUCGUAAGAGUGUGGGGGGUGGGGGUACUUCGUGACAUCAUACAGUGGUCUGCAAAACCAAUUGUUUAGUACUAGGGUAUUAUGCAGAGCUUCUCAGAGCUGGUAGGGAGUUGUUUCUGGCUUAUAGAGUCCAAAGAUUUGGAGAAUUAAAGUUCUUCAUUUUGGAAAGUUUCAGCUUUCAGGGGUGGAGGUGGGGUAGACGACAUGAACAGCAGUUCCUUCAAACAAAGCUCUGCUAUUCCGUUGCAAAGAAUGUUUAGGACCAUUUUAGGCCUACAAAGAUAAAUCCGAUUUUACAAGAAUAAUAAGAACUAUUAUGGUAUCUGUUUAACAUGAAAUGUACUUAUUUAAUGUUACUGGUAAUAUUCUUAUGUAGUGUUCUCAAGUUGCCUCUUGAAGGAUACAUGCCACUUUAAGUAAGACACACGCCCCCAGCUCAGACUUGCAACGCACCUUUGCUUGCAGUUCAGUUCAGUGUUUUAUAGAAUAUAAGAACGCUCUGCAAAUACACAUGCAUGUGCUAUACUGCGGACAGCGGACCAUAUUCACAGCACAUUCAUAUCUUUUUAAAGUUUACUUGGACUGUUGUUAAAGAAAACCAUGUACAGUCUAGAAAAGCUUAACGAACGCAUUUAAUUAAUCCAAAACAUUAAAUAAAUCAGCAUGUUUUGUGAAUUAGGACUUCCUAAUUCAUUGUUCCAAAAUUUGUUGGUACAGUACUACCAAAUUACUGUCAUAUAUGGAAGUAUACAAGUGGUACUGUAUAGUGCAUCCCUGACAAAUUCAGCUCUAAAGGACUAUGGCAAUAUUUGGUAUGGUAUUUUUUAUGCUCAAAUUAAUCUGAUUAUUUAAAACAAUACUGGGAGCAUAUUAUUUUAUACCAUACUGAAAAAAGUGCAAAAAAAUUGCGCCAUAUAUUAUCCAAGCAAAUACAAAAUGGAAACGUUACACUGUAAACAAGAAUAAGCAAAGUGGAAGACUUCAAUUUAUUUGUUCUAGUUACAUUACCGGGCCUUUUUUUUCAAUUUGGAAAAAGUGAUGACAAUUUUGUGCUGAAGGAAAAAAAUAAGCAAACCAGAAAUAUGGACAAUAAUAUAAAGUUUUCUCAUAUGCAUGCUCAUCUAAUGAAAUUCAGCUCUCUGGUGGUUUUCCGUGGAAUGACAUGAUCAAAAUUGCUGGGCAACUUUAUCUUGGGUACCAAUGUUCUUAGUGUUUUAUUGUGGCAAGCCUUAGAAAAAAAAUAGGACUUGUAUUACAUAGGUGUUGGACACCACCAGCA